Messenger RNA from Bactrocera neohumeralis, 4118 nucleotides. RefSeq names its product cytochrome P450 18a1 (gene Cyp18a1). NCBI's taxonomy places the organism in Eukaryota, Metazoa, Arthropoda, Insecta, Diptera, Tephritidae. Gene Ontology annotation, cellular component: intracellular membrane-bounded organelle; cytoplasm. The record is from RefSeq and is a predicted model, not a curated record. The transcript is spliced from 5 exons. Gene Ontology annotation, molecular function: iron ion binding; heme binding; oxidoreductase activity, acting on paired donors, with incorporation or reduction of molecular oxygen, reduced flavin or flavoprotein as one donor, and incorporation of one atom of oxygen. The coding region runs from base 622 to 2238 and encodes 538 amino acids. Gene Ontology annotation, biological process: xenobiotic metabolic process.
UAGAGCGUAGAACGUCGCUUCGCUGAUCGCUCGUUCGCUCGCACGGUCGCUGGUUCGUUCGUGAGGUCGGCUAUGAGCUCUGACGCUUAUAAAAGUAGCAAGGACAUACGUCUGGGCCAUUAGUCGAAAUCUAUUAACGCACAACGCGAAGUCGUCUGAAUUUGGCGUUGGCGAGUUUUGAAAACAAUUCAUUCAUUAAUUAACAACUCAAAAAAAAAAAAAUCAAAUAAAUUAAAUAAACGCGCUUUAUAAUCAAUUAAAAAAAUAUAUUUAAAUACAGUAACGUGAAAUAAAAUUAUGUUUAAUUUUUUAAACAUUUUCAAUGAAUACAACACGGUAAAUAAGCAACGGCUUUAAGAGUUUGUAAAAAUAAAUAGAAGUAAUUAAAUGAAUUAACAGACAUUUAAGCAAAAUAUGUUUAUAAAAAUUAUCAACAAAGAAAAGUGUUAAAAUAUUUUCAAUGUGUUGAAGCUGGGAGUUAAAGAGCAAAUAUUUUCAAUAAAAUUGCUUAAAACAAAAGCGUUAAAAAUAUUGCAAUCAAAGACUAAAACUGCAGCGGUUUUGCAGUAAAAAAUUUAGUAAAGAAAAACUUUUUGAAAAAAUUAAAUUUAAACACACAAAAUGUUCGCCAAUUCAUAUUUUAUAAAAUUGCUAACGCGACAAUGCACAACCAACGAUCUGCAGCACCUGUUGCUCGUCUUCUUCACAGUGCUGACAGUGAUCUGCUUCCUGCAGAGGCUCUUGAACGCCUAUCGGGAGCUGCGCAAGCUGCCACCGGGUCCAUGGGGUUUCCCCGUUAUCGGUUACCUCUUCUUCAUGGGCAACGAGAAGCACACGCGCUUCAUGGAGUUGGCCAAGCAAUAUGGCUCGCUCUUCUCCACGCGUCUGGGCAAUCAAUUGACCGUAGUGAUGAGUGAUUAUAAAAUGAUACGUGAAUGCUUCAGGCGUGAGGAGUUCACCGGCAGGCCGGACACGCCGUUCAUGCAAACCCUGAAUGGAUUUGGCAUUAUCAAUAGCACCGGCAAAUUGUGGAAGGAUCAGCGUCGUUUUUUGCACGAAAAACUACGUCAAUUCGGCAUGACUUAUAUGGGCAACGGAAAGCAUGUUAUGGAGAAGCGUAUUAUGACUGAAGUACACGAAUACAUGCACAAUUUACGCGUCUCCGAUGGCCAACCCAUGGACAUGGCGCCCGCUAUCAGCGUAGCCGUUAGCAAUGUCAUCUGCAAUAUUAUGAUGUCCGUACGUUUCUCCAUUGAUGAUCCGAAAUUCCGCCGUUUCAAUUUUCUCAUCGAAGAGGGUAUGCGUUUAUUUGGUGAGAUACACACCGUCGACUAUAUACCCACCGUACAGUACUUCCCCUCGAUUUUGACUGCCAAGACGAAAAUCGUCAAGAAUCGCGAGGAAAUGCAGCGUUUCUAUCGUGACGUCAUCGAUGAACACAAAAAAACCUAUGAUCCCACGAAUAUACGCGAUUUAGUCGAUUUCUAUUUGGCUGAAAUUGAGAAGGCCAAGGACGAGGGACGCGAUGAGGAACUGUUCGAUGGAAAGAAUCAUGAGGAACAAAUUGUUCAAGUCAUCAUCGAUCUCUUUUCCGCUGGCAUGGAGACAAUCAAAACCACUUUGCUCUGGAUCAAUGUCUUCAUGCUGCGUAAUCCCGAAGCGAUGCGACGCGUACAAGAGGAACUCGAUCAGGUGGUCGGGCGCCAUCGUUUGCCUUCCAUAGAGGAUUUGCAAUUUUUACCCGUGACCGAAUCGACAAUUUUGGAAUCGAUGCGUCGCUCUUCGAUCGUGCCGCUCGCGACUACACACUCGCCAACAAGAGAUGUUGAAUUGAACGGUUACAAAAUCCCCGCCGGCUCACAUGUUAUACCGCUCAUCAACAGCGUACACAUGGACCCCAAUUUGUGGGAGAAACCCGAAGAGUUCAAUCCACGUCGCUUCCUCGACUCCGAGGGCAAAGUGCGCAAACCAGAGUAUUUCAUACCGUUCGGUGUGGGCCGACGCAUGUGUUUGGGUGAUGUGUUGGCGCGCAUGGAACUGUUUCUCUUCUUCGCCUCGUUCAUGCACAGCUUCGACAUCACGCUGCCCGAGGGACAACCAUUGCCCAGUUUGAAGGGCAAUGUAGGCGCCACCAUUACACCGGAAACCUUCAAGGUAUGUCUAACGCCGCGGCCGCUCACGCUGAAAGCUGAUGCCAUGAAACCACCAGCUGAUUUACAAGACGCGCGCACGUUAUAAGUCAGAUGUCAAAAUGUUUGACAUGCGCGCUUAUAACUAAGUAAGAGCGAGAGAGAGAGAGAUGUGAGCGUGGGAGUAGUGUAUGCUGCAGGCGACUACAUACAGUUGAAUAACGUACGCGCUUAGCAGUGCGCGCACAACAGCGUGCGUAUGAAGUGGAGACAGCGCGCGCGUGCGCACUCGCGCUAUGUUGCGCGUAUUUAUGCGCGCACACAUUGGCAGACGAGUCGGCGUACCAGAGCACGGUUUUGUUCCUAAUUGACGAUUUCUAAUUGUCGAUAAAACAAACAACAAAAUAUUUAGUACAUAUUUUUUAAUGACAACAACGAAUAAGCUAUACGAUUUUUAAAAUUUGCUAUGUAUAAUUAUUAUAUAUAGUUAACUAAAUAGUUAAUAUAUGCAUUUGUUGCAUAUACGCAGAUGGAGAGAGAGCAGAAAAAUGAAGAAUGAAGUAAAUGUAUUUUUCUAGUUUUUAAAGUGAAAAAGUAGCGAGCGCUUACGGGUAUGUGAAAAGGUGGCCUAAACUAAGCCGUCUUUUUGCUACGCAGAAGACAAUAUUUAUUUGUUUCAUAGUAUUUUUUCUAUAAAAAAUUUCAAAUAAAGCGCAUUUAAUACAAUAUUUCACAGAUAAAUGAGAAAAGCUGCCGCUUUCCGCGCAUAUUUGCAUGUUUUUUAGCAUUAGCGCUGGGUUUUUUUUAUCCGUGAACACUGUAUUAGCGUUGGAAGCGCUUGUGAGCAUAGUUAGUUACAGUGAGUGCGCAUUUACAGUUUUUACAGUUUUUACAGUUACUUGCGCAGCUGUUUAUUAAUAACGCUUUUGUUGCUAACGUUUUCAGAAAAAGCAGCUGUUACCAAAUAACGGUAAAAAUGCGCACUUACAUAUAAUAUAUUAAAUAGUUUAAACGCUACAGCAGCCUAGUAAUCAAGCAACCAACAAAUAUUUGUCAACAAGUUCUAUUCUAGCACCCCCAAGAAGCUGUGUUCAGUAGUUUUAUUUAUAUUUUGUUUUUGUAUAAAUUAUUAAUGAAUAUAUGUACAACGCAUAACUACAUACAUACAUAUGUUAAUUCAUAAGCGAAACAUUUAGUUUUAAGAAAUCAUCAGCUUAAGUUUAAAACAACUGCGGGUUAGUUUUAUACUCCAUGUAAAUGUAACAAUUAUAUCCAAACAGUUUUUGUAGCAUAAUUUUAAGCGCACAAUACAUGCGUGUGCAAAAUGUGUGGAGCUACAGAAAAGACGUAGUAAAUAAAUGAAAUAAAUUUACUUAAAAGCAUUUUUUUACAUCACAAAUAUGGCAACAAAUAGCGAAAACCCAAUAGUAAACCCAAAAUAGACAGCAAAUAGUCACGUAUACGCCGUGUAGGCCACAGCAUGCAGCUAAGACUUAUGCGUAAUACAAACAUUUAAUUGUAGUAUACAAGCUAACAAAUGCUGCGCGUCAAUGUGCAUUACACCAAAAAACAACAACAACGAAACCACACACACACAGUAAACAUAAAUACACUUAUAGCAUAUACACACACACACACAUAAGUAUGUGCAUAUUAGCAUUGCAUACAAAAUUAACGAAUUUUCAAUUUCAUUUGAAUUUUUUAAUGUUUUUGUUAAACAUACACACAUAUGCAAGCACAAGCAUUUGCACAUAUAAAUAUCAUUUGCACGCAGUUUUAUAAUUAGUUCACUAGUUAUGCGCUUUUUUGUAGUAAAAAUAACCAAUUUUCAUGUCUAUGUAUUUAUAUAUUUUUAUACAAUAUAUAUAUAUGUAUAUGUAAUUUUGAAAAGAAUACAAGCAACUCACACAUACAUACAUAUUGAAAAGAAAUUACAUAAAACAAAAUACAUUAAAGACAAAAAAGAGAUUUUUAUAAACUAAACUUAAA